Chaetura pelagica (chimney swift) is the source of this 5322-nucleotide messenger RNA. RefSeq names its product low-density lipoprotein receptor-related protein 2-like. The transcript has 30 exons. Lineage: Eukaryota; Metazoa; Chordata; Aves; Apodiformes; Apodidae. Bases 1 to 5322 code for a protein of 1773 amino acids. The record is from RefSeq and is a predicted model, not a curated record. Gene Ontology annotation, molecular function: protein binding; calcium ion binding.
AUGGAGACCAUCCUCUGCCUGCCCUACACAGAGCUGCAAGAUGAGAGGGGUCACUCUCCUGGGCAGUCCUCAGAGCCUGAGCUGGCCUCCAUGCAACCCCUGGGUGAUGAGAAGUGGCCCUGCCUGCUGAGCCAUGUCUCACGGAUAACUCGCAGACCUUGCGAAGAGCAGGACGAGAAGGCAAGGCCUUCCUGCAGCCUUGUGCUGCUCCCCUGUGGCCGCGUCGAGAGGCAUCACAGGCAGAUCCUGGUGGGUGAAAUCCUGAUGGGUGGUGAUGUUGCCUGUGGUGGGGACCCCCAUGUCUGGCAGUGUGACGAUGGCCGAUGUAUUUCCAGCAGCUGGCGUUGUGAUGGUGCUGCUGACUGCCUGGAUGGCUCUGAUGAGCAGGACUGUGUGUGUGGGGCAAAGAAGGUGCAGUGUCCCGGCACCCACCACUGCAUCCCGCACUGGGAGAUGUGUGAUCGGCACCAGGACUGCGAGGAUGGCUGGGAUGAGGAGGGGUGUCCCCUGCAGCCCUGUCUGCCUGGGCAGUGGCAGUGCAAGAACAGGGUUUGCAUCAUGGCUGAGUGGAAGUGCAACGGGAUUGAUGACUGUGGUGAUUCCUCGGACGAAGACGUCUGCGCCCCCUGCCCACCUGGCAUGGUGCGGUGUGACGAGGGGAAGUGUAUCCUGGAGUCCCUGAUGUGCAAUGAUGAAGAUGACUGCCUGGACGGCACUGACGAGCCCAGCACAUGUGGUCGGAGCUGCUUUGUACGCAACGGGGGCUGCACAGAGACGUGCACUGACACACACUGGGGAGUGCAGUGCUCCUGCGGGGCUGGCUGGGUGCUGCAGGCAGAUGGGCAGAGCUGUGCUGAUGUGGACGAGUGCUCCCUGGAGUACAGCCCAUGCAGCCAGCUGUGCAGCAACACCCCAGGCUCUUUCAGCUGCACCUGCCUCCAGGGCUACACCCUCUGGCACGGCACUACCUGUGAAGUGGCAGACAACGCGACUCAGAUUCUGGUGGCCGUGGGGCAAGACCUGGCCCUUCUGGAUGUGCGGACCCAAGCCUACCGGCCCCUGCUCUCCACCGAGACCCAGCCCCGUGCCCUGGUGUACGACCUGCUCCGAGAAACCUACUACUGGCUGACAGAGGAGGGCGAACUCCAUGCUCACGUCCCGGGCAAGGGCACGCAGCCCCUCUAUGCAGAUGCUGAGGAGGUGAACAGCAUCUCCGUGGACUGGUUCACAGGGCAGCUGUACUGGGCCAGCAGCCACCCCGCAGCCAUCUGCGCAGGGCUGGGUGAUGGUCGGGGCUAUGUGACAGUGCUGGGGAAGGACGUGGCACCAGAGCAGCUGACAGUACAUCCGGCUGCAAGGUCCCUGUAUUGGGUCAACCGUGGGCAGAGGGGCCGGACAGUCAUUGCUGCAGCUGGCAUGGAUGGCUCAGACCGGCAGGAGCUCACAGUGGUGUCCAUGGAGGAGCCUGUGGGGCUGAGCCUAGACCACGUGGCUGGCAGGUUGUACUGGAUCAGCGAGUACAAGGAGUCCAUCGAGACGCUGCGGGUGGAUGGCAGUGGGCGCCACUCCUUUCCUGCUGUCCUGCGGAGCCACACGGAGCCACUGGGCCUGGCUGUGUUCGAGAGCCGGUUCUUCUGGACCGAUGGCACAGAGCUGGUGUCGGCCACCCAGGCCUCUCCCCAGGAGCAUGCGGUGUUGCUCCGUGCCUCCAUUUCGGCCUUCACUGUGCUGCAUGAGCUGCAGCAGCCUCCUCGGGACACUGCUGCGUGUGCUCCAGGCCUGUGCAGUCACCUUUGCCUCCUGUCCCCUGUGCACCCACGAGGCUACAAGUGUGCAUGUCCAGAAGGCCUCUUUCUCCUGCCCUCAGGGAAGUGUGCAGAGCUGUCCAUCGUGUAUGCAUCAGGGAAGGCCAUCUCCCUGGUGCAGGUUGGUCCAGGAGCACACAGCAAACGGGUACAGGAGUGGCAGGAGACCCUCCACCUGCAGGAUGUAGACUGGCAGAGGUCUGUGCUCUAUGGGACAGAUGACCAUGGGGCACUGCUGCGUGUUGUGGGGUACCCUGGUAGGAGAGAGGUCAUUGCAACUGGGCUGCCAGUCUGCUCCGCCCGCGUGGACAUCCGCUCAGGGGACCUGUACUGGCUUGCCUGUAACCAGAGGGACAUCGGGGUGAUCCAGGCAUCUGACAUGUCCCUGCGCAUCCUGCACCGUGCUCGCAGAGGCAUCCAGCACCUCUUCCUGGACUGGCAGCGGGACACUCUGUACUGGCUAGCCCGUGGGCAGCCUCUGCAGCAGCUGAGCCUGGCUGGGGGUGCUCCGCGGGAUGCCUGGAAUGAGACAUGGCCUGGAGACCUGCCUGCAGUUAUGGACAACAAAGCCUUCAGCCUGCUCUGGAGCUCAGCCCUGGGCCUGCAGGCUCUGAGUCUGACCAAGCGGCAAGCAGUCACCCUGGCACCCAGUUGGUCCUACGGCCUGGUGGCUGCCUUCGAGCCAUACCUGGUGUCGGCAAAUGGGACAGCUCUGCUGCUGUGGGACCGGAGGACACUGACCCUUGUGCUGUCCAUGCCAGUAGCAGGCGUGCAGGGAGUAGUGGCCUUCGUGGGCUCGGAGACAUGGGCUGUCCCCCAUCUGUCCUGUCCUCGCACACACGUGGCCUGUCGUGAUGGCACUGAGUGCGUGGCCCAGGAGUACAUGUGUGAUGGGGAAAAGGACUGUGCGGAUGGCUCUGAUGAGGAUGGGUGUGCCCAGCUCUGUGACACCCCAGGCCGACCUGCUCCCUGCCAGAGCCAUGAGUACCCAUGUGGGCUGGGGGCCUGCCUGAAUGCAAACCUGGUGUGUGACGGCCGGCAGGACUGCGCCGACGGCUCAGAUGAGGGGGGAAACUGCUCUGUGCUCUGCCAGCGGUCCUGUGCUCAUCUCUGCUACUCCUCACCCCGGGGCCCUCGGUGCUGGUGUGACCAAGGCUAUCGGCUGGCUGAGGAUGGUCUGUCUUGUGUGGACAUAGAUGAGUGUACAGAGCAGGGAGAAGGACCCUGCAGCCAGACGUGCCUCAAUUCCCCAGGGUCCUACAGCUGUGGCUGUUUCCCUGGCUACCAGUUGGAGCCCGAUGGCCAGAUCUGCAAACUCGCUGGACCAGAGCCCGUGCUGGUGGUGGCCGUGCAGUCAGAGGUGUUGUCCUAUGGCUUGCGGAGUGGGCGUGAGGAGGUGCUGCUGACCGCUGACAAGGAGCGUGUUGUCUUCUCACUUGACUAUGACCUGCUGGAGAGUAAAGUCUACUGGAUGGACCUGGCCACAGAGAGCAUCCGCUGGCAGGGCCUCAACUCUGGCAAGAAAGGCACACUGGUGAAAGGUGUGAGAUCAGACUGUAUAGCAGUGGACUGGCUUGGGAGGAACCUGUACUGGACAGAUGGAGCAGGAGGGCAGGUGUUGGCCACUCGCCUGGGGACUGCCUGGCGAGGGAUACCAGAGUACACUGUGGUGAUGGAUGGAGACCUGGACCAGCCCCACUCUCUGGUGCUCCAGCCUCUGGCAGGGCUGCUGUACUUGUCAGAGGUGGGCAGCCACCCACAGCUAAUGGAAGCCACCAUGGAUGGGAGCCGGCGACAUGUGCUGCUGGCCCAGGGGCUGGGGUGGCCUACAGCACUGGCCCUUGAUCUCCCCACCUGGAGAAUCUUCUGGAUGGAUGAGAAGCUGGGCAGCAUCGGUUCUGCACGUCUGGAUGGCACCGGUGUAAAGGUCCUGCAGCUGGGCUGGGUCCAGAGCCCCUUUGCAGCAGCUGUGUGUGAGGGGCAGCUCUACUGGUCAGAGAGGAAGGUGUGGUCUGUGCAGCAGGUGGACAAGACUAGUGGCAAGAACAGGACUGUGCUGCUCAAGCGACAUGGGCAGCCCCACGGACUCCAGGUGGUGCACCCCACCCUGCGCCCCAUGGCCCUCAACCCCUGUGCGGAGCGUGGCUGCUCCCACCUCUGCCUUCUGAGCUCCAGGCAAGCUGGGCAGUGCCGGUGCCCCGCCGGGCAGACGCUGGCUGCUGAUGAGACCACCUGCCUGCCCCUCCGCAACUCAGCUUUCGCCCUCCUGUGCGCGGCCAUGGAUGGCACUGGCCGCAGGGCAGUCUGGAAGAGAGCCCGGGCUCCCACCGGCCUGGCCUUCGGAGGUGCUGGCACCCGGCUGUACUGGGCAGACCGCGAAAGAGGCACCAUAAGCAGCAUCGAGCUGGAUGGAUCCCACUACCGGGUGGUGCGGGAGGGGCUGCACGGCCUCUCGUUCUUCACCAUGGGAGAAGGCUUUCUGCUCUGGAGCACGACCUCAGCCAACAGUUCCAGCAAGAUCUGGCACAGCCGGCUGGAGCGGGCUGAGAGCUGGUGGUUCCCGUUGGAGAAGGAGUUGAUAACCAUGAGGAUUUACAGCCAGUUCUUGCAGGAAGGCACCAAUGGCUGUACAAAGAGCAAUGGGGGCUGUGCCCAGCUCUGCCUGCCCAACCCUGCUGGACGCCUGUGUCGCUGCUCCCCUGGCUACCACCUGGUGCGUGGGGUGGAAUGCAAAGUGGCGCUGCCCUGCCCAGCCCCGCUCAAGGCCUGCCGUGACCUCCAGAGCUGCAUCUCCAGAGAGCAGGUCUGUGAUGGACACCCUGACUGCAUCGACGGCUCCGACGAGUCUGACUGCCCCUCCAUGGAGGUGAGGACACAGAUCCCCAUGGCAGCACCAUCAGGGAUGUCCCACGUGGAAGAGGAGAAACCAGCCAUACCCACACCUGCACCAAAGCCUCGGCAGCCCGGUCCCAGUCUGCCUACUGCCCCUGGCCCCCAAGAGCAGGGAGAGCCCUUUCUGGCAUCCCCUAGCACCGAGGAGGUUCUGGGGGCAAUACCGUGCAGCAGUGAGACGUGUAACCUGCGUGGGGACUGUGCCAUCGAGGCUGGGCGGGUGACGUGUCACUGCGCCCUGGGCUAUCGUGGUGAUUACUGCGAGGAGGCAGAGGUGCAGCCUGUGGCAGGACCCAUUGCCCUGGGGGUGGCUGUGCUGCUGCUGCUGGCUGCUGCUGCCGUGGGGGCCCUGGCUUACAUGCGGAGGCGGGACAGGCGGAGGAGGACCUCAAGUACUGCCUCUACCCGGGUGCUGACCUUGUACCACCGUGAAAGCGACCCUGAAGAAGAGGAUGAGGAAGAGGAAGAGCUUCCCCCCAAGACUGAUACCUUUGUGAAUGAAGCUUAUGAUGGGAAAGAGUGGCUGUACUUAAGGAAGGAGAAACCUCUUACAAGAGCUUAUUUUGACCGUGGGGGAAAAGUCCUUGAGGAAGGUGCUAUAAAAGCCACCUGUCCCAUUGUUUAG